This is a messenger RNA of Peniophora sp. CBMAI 1063, 1518 nucleotides long. Lineage: Eukaryota; Fungi; Basidiomycota; Agaricomycetes; Russulales; Peniophoraceae. The record is from the annotation of a GenBank genome assembly.
AUGGCUCGCAAACACCUUCUUGCCUUCACGAUCAGCGGUGGUUGGGGACAUGCGCGACCUAUGCUUAUCUGGUUCUCGCGCCUCGUAAAGCUGCACCCCGUUGAAAUCACCUUCCUGAUUCCCGAACCCAUCUCAGAGCGUGGCGCGCAGGAGAUCCAACGACACUUUGCUGAGGAUGAGCAACAUCUCAGGGACCUGGUCAGGCUCGACAUCAUCCCUGGCGCCAGUCCUGCCCGCUGGGACAUCAUGCGAAAGAGCUUCGACGAUGGCUACGACGCUAUCCUGGCCGACCCAUCUCGUCGUGACCCGGACCUGGUUGUUUGUGACAUCGUCGCACACACCGUUUUCGAGUCUAUGCAAGCACGCGUAGCCGCUGGCGCAAAGAAGAUCCCCGUCGUUGGCUGGGCUGGAGAAUCUCCGAUGGUACUACUGCCCAUGAUACGCGAGUACUGUAGCGAUAUACCAGGACUGGUCAAGUCUAUUGAGGACAGGGCAAGCGAACAGAACAUUUUGUUUAAACAAGCUUCAGAUCAAGUGAAUAUCGAGCACAUACGAGGCGAACCCAUCAACAUACCUGAACUUCCACCUAUGGCCGAUUACGAACUUUAUCCGCAAGAGCCACCCUUCUACCUCACCUUUGAGAUUCAUCUUGCAGCAUUGCGAUCCAUCGUCGUGAGCGAUGGGUUUGUCACCUCUGCUUGUUACGGAAUCGAGCCAAAGACGCAUGCUCUGAUGACGGAUUACUUCGGCGACCGCCCCGUCUCCUACUUUGGUCCCCUCGCACCGCCUCCGCAAGAAGAAGAGUUGAAUCGCAAGGAGCUCACACAGACCGCGGAGUGGACUGAAGUCGAGAUUUUCAUGAAGCGCGUUCUGAAGGAGAGGGGCGAGAAAAGCCUACUCUAUAUCUCGUUUGGAUCUUCCUUCUCAACCCAAAUCGGAUACGAGGCGGACAAGAUCUGGGCAUGGUUGGAGGUUACAGCCGACCUCGACGUCCCAACACUUGUCUCCUACCCGGCGCGCAAUCACCCAGUACCGGAGCCUUUGCGCAGCCGUCUAGACGCUUCCCCAUAUCACCUCCUUCUCGACUUCACGCCGCAACAGUAUAUUCUGGCCCAUCAAGCUACCGGCUGGUUCUUGACCCAUAACGGCAUGAGUAGCACACACGAGUCACUGGCGGCGGGUAUCCCUACGAUCUCAUGGCCGCUCUGCUCGGACCAGCCUGUCUUAUCGACGCUGUGUUCCCAGGUCAUUGAGUGCGGAUACGAACUGAACGAGGUUCGCCGCGGUUGGGGUCUGAAGCCACGCCUCUCGACUGGAUUUGCUGCUACAGGCACCGUGGAUGCUACGAAGCGCGAGGCGAGAGAGGUGCUAUCGAAAGCGUUCGGUGACGACGUAGCGGCGAAAGCGAGGAUACAGGCUGGCGUGGAGCGCGGGAAGACGUUGAUGGCGGAUGCUUGGACAGAAGGGGGGUAUGCAAGGAGGGAAUGCCAGAGGUUUAUAGACAGGUUCCUUCUGUGA